This is a messenger RNA of Triticum dicoccoides, 650 nucleotides long. Its product is annotated as 50S ribosomal protein 5, chloroplastic-like. The transcript is spliced from 2 exons. Gene Ontology annotation, cellular component: chloroplast thylakoid membrane. Lineage: Eukaryota; Viridiplantae; Streptophyta; Magnoliopsida; Poales; Poaceae. The coding region runs from base 57 to 485 and encodes 142 amino acids. The record is from RefSeq and is a predicted model, not a curated record. Gene Ontology annotation, biological process: plastid translation.
CCCAGCAGAGGUGGUGUUCCUCCGCAUAGGAUAGGCCAGAACCCAAAUCCACAGCCAUGGCGCUCCUCCUGUCCCCCACCGUCUCCUUCCUCGCCCCCUCCUCCUCCUCCGCUCCUCGUGCCCGAGCUCUCUCCAGCUCCGCCGCCAACAAUAAUGUCGUCCCUUACCUCGCCUCGAGACUUCAGUGCAAGACCGGCGCCUCAGUUAGCCAUGUUUCUCUUGCCAAGAAAAUGCCCGUAGUUGUCCACGCCUCUGCAGAGGCUGGUGCAACUGAUGCCGCGGAGCAACCAGAGAAGCCAAAACCAGCGGCUUCUAUCGAGGACAUGCCGCUCGAGUCCAAGCAGCAGAUGAUCCUGGAGCAGAGGGCACGGAUGAAGGUGGCCAAGAAGCUGAGGCAGAGGCGCAAGCGGCUCGUCCAGAAGAGGCGGCUGAGGAAGAAGGGCAGGUGGCCACCGUCCAAGAUGAAGAAGCUCAAGAAUGUCUGACCGGCACAUGAUGUUAAACGGCUGGUCUUUAAACCUCCGUGUUGCGUUCCUCUAAUGCAUUGGUGUCUGUUUGGUUUGUACAAUUUUUCUGUUCUGAAACACAUAAUCGGUUAUAGUGCAGUUAACUAUAUUACCAUAAUGAAAUGAAACCUUUUUGCGUGUCCA